AUGGGGAAAGAGGUUGGUGUAAGGUGCUUGCCCAGCGUUGCGGCAGAGCCCCCAGUCCUCCCAGAGAGCAUUCAGGUGCCGUACGCCCGGGCGCGCCCCGAGACAGGCAGGGCAGGGGAUCUGAUCUCCGGCCCCAGCGGCCCAGCGCCGGCCCGGGGCCGCGAGGGGUCGGGGGAGCCCGGGGGGGCCCCGCGCCUGGGCCGCCGCUGCUUGCAGGAACGUUGCCUGUUGCCCAAGGUGGUGGGCAGAUGCCGGGCCUCCUUCCCGCGCUGGUGGUACAAUGCCACGAGCCGGACGUGCCAGCGUUUCACCUAUGGCGGCUGUGGGGCCAAUCUCAACAACUUCCUGGUGGAGGACGAGUGCCGGGUGACAUGCACUGUGGCCACAGAUGGGGAGAACUCGAAUGAGAUUCCGCAGGACAGCCAGAGAGUAGUGCAGAGCGCAGAUGAGUCCUGUACUGCGCCCCGCCUGACUGGCCCCUGCCGCGCUGCCUUCCCCCGCUGGUACUACGACCCAGCCGCCGGGGCCUGCAAGCAGUUCAUCUAUGGGGGCUGCAAGGGCAACAAGAACAACUACCUGCGGGAGGAGCUGUGUCUGCGCCAGUGCAGCGGGGCCACAGGCGGUGCUGAGGAGCCCGAGCCGGGCGUUCACUCCAGCAGAGUGGUGGCCCUGGCCGUGCUGCUGGCCAUCCUUGUUGCUGUCCUGCUGGGCUCCGUGGUCGUCUUCUUCGUCUGGCUGUGCAGGAGGAGCCAGGAGCUGUCCCUGAGCGUGCCCUGGAGCCCGCUGGACGACAAGGAGUAUCUGAUGAGCAACGCCUACACACUGUGAGGCCGGGCGGCUGGCCCGUGGGCUGCCCCUGCUCCAUUGGGCCUCGCCCGUGUGCACAGCAGAGAGUGACUGGAGCCGGCUGUGUAGGAAUAUCCCUGGGUCAUAAACUCCCUGCACCAGCAUCCGCUGUGUUUGUGGCCCGGCCACACGGGCGGGGCCUUCGCUGCACCCAGGCCUCUUUCUCAGGGGCUUGCUUCCAGUUUUUUAAAGUUUUUUUUUUUUUACCAGAAUAAUUAGUGUGAAACCUGCUAGUGGCAGCUGCCUGAGAUCUCAGACACCUGCCCACCCCAGCUGCAGCCAGCAGGGCCUUGCUGAGGCUUGGUGGCAUCUGGUGCUGUUCCUCUGCUUAACGAGCCUUUAUAAUCGGGGGGGUGGGAGGAGAUUUAAAUAGCCAGAUCCCCAGGAGUGCCGGCCACAUGCUGCCUGUGCCUGCCUGCGGGGCCCCCUUCCGUAGAGCGCGGAGCGGCUGCUGGGGGUCCUGCCCUGUGGGGCUGCUCAGGGGCUUGGUAGCAGGAUGUUCCCGGUAGGCAGCAUCAGGAAGGGGGGGAGGGGGGAGCUGUUAGCCCCACAGGCAGCAGGUCUGGAAUUCUGUGAGCAGUCUGCCCUGCCCCCAACCACCCCCAUCUGCUCUGCCUGGGGGACCCCAAGGCACCUAGAGGGUAGCAGUGGCUCCUGCCCCCCAGUGUGGCAUGGAUAUGGUGCCAUGCUGGCUGUAACUUCCUGGCACCCGGGGAUUGCAGUUGCAGCACCGUGGCUGCGGCUAGGGUGGGUGACCCAAACCCUGGCCCCGUAACACCCUGGGGACAGGGAGCUCCUGCGCUGGAGGGGCCUGGCACUGCCUGGGCCCUGGCUUCCUUGGGGGUAUAUUUCCCCCUCCCUGCAUUCCUACCAAGUGUCUGAGCUGCCCCGUCCCUGCAGAGCGGUGCUCCCGGCCCAGGCCGGGGAUCCCAGCAUCACUACCCCUGCAGAGUGGUGCUCCUGGUCCGUGGUGGAGCAGGGCAUUUCUGCAGCCCCCACUCCAAAGCCUUUCCAUGGCAUAAACCUUAUUGAAACACACCAGGAAACUCAGAGUUGGGGGGGGGGGGGGGGGGUGCUCACUCCCUCCUUUUCCAGCUCCACCUCUGCUCGGUGUCUGACACCAGCCAGCACCUAGGCAUGCUCCCAGUGCUGUUGGGGGCUCUAGUGUCUGAGCCCCACAUCAUGGGUGUCGCUGGCAGGGUUGUUUUAGAGGGGGGGGAUGUGGAGCUCGCCCAAGUGCGAGGGGCGGAGUCAGGCACUCGGCUGGGCUAGCUGUUAAAUUUGUUUUUUUACACUGAGGUUUCUUUGAAUAAAGGAAAAAAGGAAA
Chelonoidis abingdonii (Abingdon island giant tortoise) is the source of this 2173-nucleotide messenger RNA. The record is from RefSeq and is a predicted model, not a curated record. Lineage: Eukaryota; Metazoa; Chordata; Testudines; Testudinidae.